AUGGCUUCUUCUCACGACAUUGGUUUGUCGCAAGCAGAGUGGAGCCCGUUAGAAGAGAUGGUUUUGACUCUGAAAGAUGAGUUGCAGAAGGAAGAAGAUGGCAAUUCUGGUGAUGGAUGUAGCAUGGAUAUGGCACCAGAGCAAUGCCCACCGAAAGGUCAGAACACCUCUUCUGGGUCAAGACGCCGCGGCCAGGAGAGGAGGAAGGCUAAGCCAUGGACGGAGGAGGAACAUCGGUUAUUUUUACAAGGACUUGCAACUUAUGGGAAGGGGGAUUGGAAGAGCAUAUCUCGACAUUCAGUGGUGACGAGGACGCCAUUGCAAGUGGCCAGUCAUGCACAAAAGUUCUUCAUCCGUCAAAAACAAAACAUGGAGCGCAAGAGAAAGAGCAUCCACGAUAUUACCAAUCCUUAG
Messenger RNA from Elaeis guineensis (African oil palm), 414 nucleotides. The record is from RefSeq and is a predicted model, not a curated record. Lineage: Eukaryota; Viridiplantae; Streptophyta; Magnoliopsida; Arecales; Arecaceae.